CGUACCUCCUCGCUUAUGACAAAACGAGAAUGGUCGGUUUUCGACGUUUCCGUGGACUGGGUUUAGGUUGGAGGACUGAUAUGGCUUAACCUACAAAAUAGCUUUUUGUUUAUGUAUGUGCAAAAUAUGUGCGUACGCAAAAGUGUAAGAGUUCUAGGACGUGAUGAGUGAGACUGGACGUGCUGUAAUUGCUAGAACUGCGCCCGGGACUUUUAUAAAUUUCGCCGUAAACCAUCUUUGUUGUGUUGCUAUUCAUACAAUCGAUAGCUGGUGGGGGUAUAACAUGUAGUUGAAAUGGAUUUACUUUUGCUAAGAGUCAUGUAAAAAUAGUUCGGAAAUGUUAUUGCAAAAACGUUUUUUAGUGUUGUUCUUUUCUCUUUAUCGGUGACCUAGGAACCAAGAGUCGGCAACGAAAAGCUAGCCCGCACAGCAAAAUGAAAUUUACAAGCCCAUGAUAACUAAAAGCAGGUAAACUCGAAAUCUCGAAAGUUUUUCUGCGAUCCGAGAUUUAUGUUGUCAUGUCAUCUCGGGAACUCCCAACAAACCAAUUGAAUGGAGAAAAACUUUAAAAUGUUAAAGAAGGGCAACAGACGCUGAAAUGAUAUUUCAGAAAAUAUAAUAUAUAUGUUUCUCAACAAAAUGAACACAAAAGUAGAAAAGCAAGUGAAUGGUAAUAAUGGUAUUAAAAGCCACCCAGGGAGUUCCAAAAACUCUCCAGUAAAAUCCAAUGAACAUCACAGCCAAUAUAAAGAAGAAACCUUUGAAUUUGAAAUACCACCAGAAGCACCAGUAUUUUACCCUACAGAAGAAGAAUUUCAAGAUCCUCUAGCUUAUAUUGCUAAAAUAAGGCCUAUCGCCGAAAAUACGGGCAUUUGUAAAAUUAAACCACCAUCACACUGGCAACCUCCAUUUGCUGUAGAUGUAGACAAAUUAAGAUUUACUCCUAGAAUACAAAGACUUAAUGAAUUAGAGGCAAAAACACGUGUAAAACUAAAUUUUCUAGAUCAAAUAGCAAAGUUCUGGGAACUGCAAGGCUCUUCACUCAAGAUACCUAUGGUAGAAAGGAGAGCCUUAGACUUAUAUACAUUACAUAGGAUUGUACAACUUGAAGGUGGUUUUGAAAAUGUAACAAAAGAAAGAAAGUGGUCCAAAAUAUCACACAGGAUGGGUUACCAAGUGGGCAAAAGUGUUGGAACAAUACUUAAAACACAUUAUGAGAGACUUUUAUAUCCCUAUGAUGUCUUCAAAGCUGGAAAGUCAGUUGAUGUUAAACAGCCCGAUCGUCACGAUACAGAGAAAACCGAUAAAGACUAUAAACCACAUGGCAUUGCAAGCAGGAUGCAAAUCAAACCUCCGCCUGAAAGAAAUGCUAGACGUUCAAAGAGAUUUGAAGCAAAUGAUGAGAACCUUACACUAAAAGUGAAAGAAGAAAAACCAGAUCUGGAUGACGAAUCAGGAAACAAAGAGCUAAGGCGGUUGCAGUUUUACGGAGCUGGUCCCAAAAUGGCUGGUUACGAUGAGAAAAAGGACGUCAGACCUAGGAAUAAGCAGUGCAAAUUCGAUUUUGACCCGCUGGCCAAAUACGUAUGCCACAAUUGCAACCGAGGAGACGCAGAGGAAUACAUGUUGCUUUGUGAUGGUUGUGAUGACAGCUAUCACACAUUUUGUCUUAUGCCUCCUUUGAGUGAGAUACCUAAAGGAGACUGGCGAUGCCCAAAAUGUGUCGCUGAAGAAGUAUCGAAGCCGAUGGAAGCUUUUGGGUUUGAACAAGCUCAGCGCGAAUACACCUUACAGCAGUUUGGCGAGAUGGCGGAUCAAUUCAAAUCCGAGUAUUUCAAUAUGCCUGUACAUAUGGUUCCAACUGGCACAGUCGAGCGAGAAUUCUGGCGGAUAGUAUCUUCAAUAGACGAAGAUGUUACAGUUGAAUACGGAGCUGACUUACACACUAUGGAUCACGGGUCUGGAUUUCCCACAAAAUCGUCGUCGAAUUUGUUCGCAGGCGAUAAGGAAUACGCAGAGUCCAGCUGGAAUCUUAACAACCUACCUAUACUUGAGGGCUCUGUCCUGGGAUACAUCAACGCUGACAUCUCCGGAAUGAAGGUUCCCUGGAUGUACGUGGGAAUGUGCUUCGCUACUUUUUGUUGGCACAAUGAAGACCACUGGAGUUACUCGAUCAACUACCUCCAUUGGGGCGAAGCCAAAACUUGGUAUGGAGUACCUGGCAGCAAGGCAGAGGCUUUCGAGGAAACAAUGAAAUCAGCUGCUCCAGAAUUGUUUCACUCUCAACCAGAUCUGUUGCACCAAUUGGUUACCAUCAUGAACCCCAACAUUCUCAUGAACGCUGGUGUUCCCGUGUACAGGACAGACCAACAUGCUGGCGAGUUCGUGGUGACAUUUCCGAGGGCUUACCAUGCUGGGUUCAACCAGGGGUACAAUUUUGCGGAGGCUGUUAACUUCGCUCCCGCAGAUUGGUUGAGAAUGGGACGAGAAUGCGUCCUGCACUAUUCUCAUCUGAGGCGAUUUUGCGUAUUUUCUCACGAUGAGCUUGUAUGCAAAAUGGCGUUAGAUCGCGAAAAAUUAGACCUCACCAUCGCUGCUGCCACAUACCAAGAUAUGUUGGUCAUGGUUGACACCGAGAAGAAAUUAAGGAAAACCCUGUUAGACUGGGGUGUCACCAACGCGGAAAGAGAAGCAUUCGAGCUUCUACCAGACGAUGAACGUCAAUGCGAAGUAUGCAAAACGACCUGUUUCUUGUCAGCCAUGACCUGCAAAUGUUCUACAGACGUCUUGGUUUGCCUGCGGCACUACAAGAACCUUUGCGAAUGCCCGCCAGCAAGUAGAACCUUGAGAUAUCGCUACACCUUGGACGAACUGCCCGUCAUGCUUAAAGCUUUAAAGUUGAAAGCCGAGUCUUUCGACCAUUGGGUAGCUAGAGUCAAAGACGCUUUAGAUCCGAAAACUCCAAAAACCCUCAAUCUGUCAGACCUGAAGGCUCUGUUGAGCGAAGCUGACGGUAAAAAAUUCCCGAAGUGUGAUCUACUCCAAACAUUGACCAGUGCUGUAGUUGAUGCUGAGAAAUGCGCUAGUGUCAUACACCAACUCGACUUGAACAAGAUGCGCACUAGGACCAGAAACUCGAAUGAUACGAAAUACAAGUUGACGGUCGAAGAGUUGACGUUAUUCUGUGAGGAAAUAGAUAGUUUGGCAUGCAUUUUGGAAGAAGCCAAAAGUAUAAGAGAACUCCUAGCUGAAACGAGAAAGUUUGAAGAAAAUAGCGAGCACUUGUUGAGACGGUCAGCUAAGGAAUGUCCUAUUGCUGAGCUAGAAGCUUGUAGCUCUCACGGAAAUGGUCUAUGCAUCGAGCUUCCAAAUUUGAAGAGAAUCACGAAUAGGCUGAAGCAAUGCCAGUGGCUGAAAACUGUGGACACUUAUAGAAAUAAAUCUGAUGUUAUGGGACUUGAUUCAAUUAAAAACCUCAUACAGGACGGAAUGUGUGUAAUCCCGCAUCCAGACGUAGAAUAUGAACUAUCUCAGUUGCAGGGCGUACUCCAGGCAAGUGAAGAAUGGGAACAACAAGCCGCCCAGGUCUUGGAGUCCAAAGACAACAAUGUUCUCAUUCAGGUAGAUAAGCUCUUGAAGGAAGCUUCAAAAAUAUCAUGUUUCCUUCCAACCGAAAGUCUUUUGUUCGAUUCGAUGAAAAAAGCAAGAGACUGGCUAAGACUACUUGAAGAAAUGAACUCGGCUGAGUACUAUCCAUACUUCAGUGCCAUGGAGGAGCUCAUCAAAAAAGGCAGGAACCUAGCUCUACACUUGGUAGAAGUAGACAGAAUGAACGAUUAUUUGGUUUCGGCAACCAACUGGAAGGAAAAAACUUGUAGGUCAUUUUUGAAGAAAAAUUCUUGUUGUACCUUAAUGGAGGCACUCUCGCCGAGGAUAGCGAUGCCGAAUUCAACAAAACCUAAAAAAGGUAGGAACGCUGAAGAAGAAACUUGCAUACAGUUGAGCAACACUAUGGACCCAGCUGCUGUGGUAGCAGUUUUCAAAGAUGCCGAAGAUACGGAAAUGGCGCUGAUAAAAAAGAUUCGAAGUAUGAACCUCGCAAAAAGCUUGGAUCCGGCAGAUAACUGUACAUUCUGUGUAUGCGGAAGAGGCAUGUUCGGACUGAUGAUGCAAUGUGAGCUUUGCAAGGACUGGUUCCACUCUAGUUGUACCCAAUUGCCCAAGGUAGCAACUACAAAGUAUAAAGGAAAUUUCACGAAUAUUGCAUUGCACUUAGGGUUUAAAGAUUGUAAAUUCCUGUGUCCCAAUUGCCAACGUACGAAACGUCCAAGGUUAGACGUCAUUUUAGGCCUUCUAAUGUCCCUACAAAAACUGUACGUACGAGUGCCUGAGGGUGAGGCCUUGCAAUGCCUUACAGAAAGAGCAAUGAACUGGCAAGACCGAGCCAGGCAGCUGUUAUUGAAUCCCGAAUUAGAACUUGCCAAGAACAAACUGACUAUUUUCAGCCAGAAGUAUAACGAAGCAGCAGCUAGGCAGAGAACUGAGAAAAUAAUAUCGACUGAAUUGAAAAGGGCAUCGAAAAACCCUGAAUUGCACCAAAGAGUACAAGAGAUAACACCCUACAGUGGUGUUAAUGACGAGAAUGUGUCUACUGCAGAUAGCGGAAUAAAUGACUCAGACGAAAAUUCUAUAGAUGAUGACAGAAUGGGAGAGCACGCGUACUCUCUUCAUUUACCCAGGUUUGGAGAUGAUGAUUAUGUCCUUCACAUCAAUCCCGAGAUAAAGAAGCAACUGGAGGAGCUUCUGAUUGAAGGUGACUUACUGGAGGUGUACCUCGACGAGACAUUUGCCCUGUGGAAGCUUAUGCAGGCUUCAAGGGAUCCCGACAAGGAGUCUAUACUUAUCGACUUAGAUGCGAACCAAAAGAAUAAUGCUCCGAAAAAAAGAGGCAGAAAGCGACUGUCAGAAGAGACGGAUAUGAAGAAAGUUAAUAAGACCGUCAAGGUGGAAAAUAAGACAAUGCGUGGUCGGAAACUAAAUGGUGUCAAGGAGAUCAAGAAACGAGGCAAGCGAAGAGUGCGAAGAGCCCAAUCGACCGCGUCUGACAGUGAUGAUGAAGACGACGAUGAAAGCUGUGCAGCAAAUGGUUGCCAGAAGCCUACUGGCCAAAACGUGGACUGGGUGCAGUGUGAUGGUGGUUGUGAACAGUGGUUCCACAUGGCAUGUGUCGGUCUAUCAGCCGAGGACAUCAACGAGGACGAGGACUAUAUUUGUAGUACUUGUUCGCGAAGCACAACCUUUGACAGUCUCGACAGCAGGUCGAGCAGUCCAAGGUCGCCAGAUUCAACACAACCUUCUACGUCUAAGGACAAUUCAUAGUGUAACGGUAAUUAAAGUAUGCGGCACGGAAUGGAGUAUUUUAGUAUAGCGAUUACAGUCAAUAUGGAACAAGGUAGGUUCAACCUGACUUCGCCCAGUGAAAUGUGCUGGUAACUCUAUGAGGGAAUGUCCAACUGCCUUGCCAAAAUAUUAGCUCAAGAUUUGGAUGCUGGAAAAUGAAUUUGUGAAGAAACUAUUUUAUCGAAAAAGCAUGGUUCUACUACAUCUGCACAUUGUGAUAUACGAAUGCAUGUAUAGAAUGAGGUUUUACAGAAUCCCAGCAACUUUCUGCCGUUGUCGUUCCCGAUUCAACCAAUUAAAGAAAGAAACGAUCAGUAUGUAAGUAUAGUCAUCUUUUUAUUGGUUAGGUUCAUUAUACAUAGUUUUUAUUUUGGUAUUAUUUCCCUGAGGUUCGUAUCACAGUAUGUAUGUGUGGGUAUGCUUAAAUGUGAUCUUGUAAUUUUGCUACCUUUUGAAGAAUUUCACCAACUUUUCUUACAAUCUAUUCGUGAAUCUAUUUGAUUGCGUAAAGCGGCUUAUUAGGGCUCGCGCUGACAGAAAGCGUUCCACGUUCUUUGUAACUAAUAGAUCUCUAUAGAGUCGCACAGACCGAGGGGCAGCCAGACCGCGCCGGUCACUGUGAACGCUCGCGUUUUUGCUAUUGUUAGAGAUGCAAAAAACUCGUGGAACGCCUCGUUCGCAAGAUGGCUUCCAUAGAAAAAUUAAUUGUUUUAGUAAGGGAAAGGCGUUUCUUAUAUAAUCGCGGAUUAUAAAAAUAGUUUUAAAAAGAUGCAGCAUGGUUUGAAAUAGCCACAGAAAUGGGAAAAUACUGCCAAUCUUUUUUUUGUAGAUAUAGCCUUUCUCCGGUUGGUAUCUUGUUUCUCUACUCCCUUUUUUUAUAAUCAUGCAAUUCAUUAAAAGUACUAUGUGACAUUCGGAAGUAAAUAAAAAUAACACUGAUCUCUCCUUUUCCAUCUCUCUCACAAUUAAUCGGGUGCACUCAGUAUCUUUUUUCUUAUUAGGCUCUUAUGACGAGCUAUCGAAAUACAUGUUUCACCUACAAGUAAUCUUCGUAAAGUGGAACCCAGUGUUGGUAACUGCCUCCUGUCUGUGUUAGAACUCCUAAGAGGAAUUGAACGACGAACGCGGCUUGAACGCUGAACGCUUGUCUGUAUGCGCGAGCCCUUAGGAUGCUCGGAAUUUCGCUGACUAAGCCGAUGCACUGUUGCCAAAAUUUUUAGCUGACCAGUGGUUCUCCUACAUUUCAACAAAAACUAUGACUUUAUUUGAUGCCAAGAAUUUAGAAUGUGAUUCAAAUUUUGAGCUAACGUAAGUAAGUGUGAAUGAAAAAGGAGAUUUUGAAGAUCAGAUAAUAAUAAGUAUUUUUUUCUUGAAUCUCGAUAACGAAAAGUUGAAUAUUUUUAUACUAAAUUUAUUUGAUAACUGACAUCCAAAUAGUCAAUUCGGCCUGAAACCAUCAUGGCAUGGAGAUUGUGCAAGUACCACAAACGUUUUAACGAGAUUGAUAUCCGGGGUUGCGGUGGAGUUUUGAGUUGUGCAGGAACCAUUCAAAAAUUACUAUUGUAUGUUAAUUUUCAUAUAAAUGUAUUAUGAAAAAAUGCAUCUUUUCAGUAUCGAGAUUAAAGAAGAAACGGGGUGUGCCAAUAGCAGGUUCAUGAAUUUAGUUGUUUUUCUUUUGUUCAUUUUUUGAUGGCGCAUGUUGGGCAUUCCGUCAUGGUUGAAAGUAUAAUUGUUAUUCUGUUAAAUAUGUGUGAUGAUUUAAAAAAUAUCAUGAAUAGACCAACAGAUGUACUCUUAUUUGUCUCAUGUGGGAGAAAGACGAUGUCUGUCAGUGCACCUCCCUCAUCCAAAUGUUCUCAAGCUAUUGACAUUUGUUGAAGCAACAUAUUUAUCCAAAAAUAAUGGUACAUUAGUUAAUCUUUAUACAAAUCUGGAAAAGUUGUUUACUGUUAGCUAUUAUCUAGUAUAAAAUGGAGACAUAUAAACUAUCGACUCGAAAACUGGAUGAAGAAUUUGCAACUAAUGAACUUCAGCUGUUUGGACUGACGUGCUAUAAAUGUCUGGUAAGUCUGGUCAAGCUUUAAAAUAUAUUAUCUAGUCCUAAGGACUCUAUUUAUGCCAUUGGUAAUACAGUCCACAGUAAAUGGAAAUCUGUAAAGUCUAUCAAUAAACCCAUGAAAAGCCGUGAUUCAACCGUUCAACCGAAUUCCUUUUUUAGGCAUGUUUUCUACAUCCUUAGGUAAUAGCUAACGGUGAAAUUUCACCAGCACUACGUCAUUGUUCAUUGUUAUAUUUUGUAUUUAUUUAAGAAAUUAUAGUUUAUAUUUAUUUAUCUCGACGCCUAUUUUUUUUUCUUCGAUCUGUAUAUAUUAUGUACACGAACGUUUUGUACUUUCGAUGUAAUCCACAUAUUUAAUGGGUAAGUUUACACGAAAGGGGAAGAUGUAAAAAUUAUUUUCAAAGAAAUGUCUUUCAGUUUUUCGUUCAAUAUAUUUCGUUGUACUACUAAAUACCUGAACACCCCGGAAUCUUGGUAACCACACUUUUUUUCUGGAAAAAAGGUUCUGAAAAUAAUUUCAAUAUAUUAAAAAAUAAAUUUGUCAAUGAUGACCUCGUUUUCAAUUCAAAUUGGAAGCUCAAGAAUGUACAUUUUCAUGCUUGAGGUCAAGUGGUCAUAAGUGAUUCAACCAGCAUGUUCUACUGUAACGUCUGAAAAACGAAAUAUCCUAAAACUUUUCUUGCCAUGUUGCCAAGUUUUGGGGGCUUGUGUAUUUAAUAGACACCCUGUAUAUGUAUAUAUGUAUUAACUCCAAUUACCAUGUUCUUAAAAUACCUGCAGGAUAUUUAUUUGAAAAGUUCAUAUACCAAUGAAGAUUCAUCUGUGUAUAUGGCUUAAUCAUUUUUUUUAACUUGGUCAUUGAAGUUUGUAUGUAUACAUUGUUAGCAUGGUUUACAUUUAUUUAUUGCUUUACAAACGCAAAUCAACCAACGUCUGUUACGAUACGAUGAAUUUAUAGCUUUGUUACGGAUACAUUGCAGGAAUUUCUUCAAAUGAAGUGUCAUGGAACAUUCGCCAUACCACAGACGAAUAAUACUCAAAUAGGUAAAUUCUGAAUACAUAUUUUUGCUGUCUUUGCAUAGAAAAAAUUCAGAGUUUAAAACAGCUUCACAUUCUGGUUCCUAAUAUAUCUCAUGACAUUUCAUCAAUUAUAUUUAUAUGCAUCUCUAACUUUUUUUUAUACCGGGUGUCAACGAAAUCGUUUUACAAGCCACUAUUCACUUGCUGUUUACAGAAGAACCUUGAAAUUUUGAGUGAAGAUGUGACAUAGAAACUUGAAAAUCAUCUUUCGUUGACACCCGGUAUACGUGCCCUUUAUGCUAAUUUGCUAGUCAUAUAUACAAUGUCCGCAUUUUUAUUAUAUAUCGUUGAGUGUAGGCUAGAGCCAUCCAUCCAAGAAGAGUUACUGAUAUUCACAUUCUUUAGUUAUGUUUCCUAUAUACGAAUACCACACAACUGGAGCAUCAAAUUGAGUCUAAUUGGCAACACUGCUCUGUACUACCCAGUGGCGGACUAAGCCUGUCGGAGGCUACAAGAUUUCACAUACCUUAUAAUAACAAGUGAAAUAUUUUUCAUUGUGACAUGACUAAAAACGAAAAGGUUAACAAAUGACUAUUUUUUUCAAAAAUCAUCCAUCCUCAGCACCAGUACGUAACAUUAUCUUCCAAUGAAUACACGUACGUAGGCAUCCUAUUUCCCAAUACAGUGGACACGCGUCUAACACCAUCUAAAGCUUCGACUUCGUCAGAUCUGCAUUGAUCACCUGACCCGAAAUUUCCGUUUUCGUCACAUGUACAUUUCUGGCAUAUUUCGCAUUGUACAACUGAGAACGCUACGUUCCUAAAAACUUCCUUCACACUUCAUCGAACUUUUUGUUUUAUACAAUCAAAUCUAACCCAAAUUAGCGCCAACCAUUAUGACCUUCUAUUUUUUCUAAAUAUGCGAUCACUGGUUUAUAAUCUACACUCACAAAUUGACGAAGACGAAAAAAAUAUGAAUGUAGUUUUUGUUAGACAAUCUAUUUUUUACAUAAUUGAAUUUUUCGUAAUUUGGGGACCUCCUUAGUCCGCCACUGGCGCUGCCCCUCCAGUGGUGUGUGAUUCGUUAAAACAGGGGCCGGAAAUUGUCUUUUCUAGCCCAGUCAUUUACUUUUCCUUUGAAUGUAUCUACGCUUUGGUUUUUAUUUUGUCGUUUAUCAGUGACUCUACUUUAUAUGAAGCAACCAAUGUUUUACUUGGGUCAGUAUAAUCUGAUUUUGGCAGUUCAUUUGGACCCACUGUUCAGACAGUAGGUUUAAACGUACAGUUUUCAUUUCUGGAUUUUCCCUUGCCAGUGAAGGAUAUUUCCAAAACAUGGGGAAGAAAGUCCUGUGGUGAUGAAUAGUAUUAUUCUCUUUGACAACUUACUCUACUAGAGCCUUGACCUUUUUACAACUGGAUAUAGAACCACAACUAAGUUCUUAAACCAUUUGAUUUGAGCAAAUUAGAAAAACUUCAAUAGGUUCAAUAAACAUUUUAGUUUCCAAAAAAAUGUUAACUCUGCUUCUAAUCCAUGCGGUUCUUCGAGAACAAAAUAGCACUAGUAAGAGCUAACUUUUGCCCAUUGUUUAGGAAACACUCUUACAACUAUCAACGUGUUUAUUGUGUAAUAUUGUCGAAAUCAGCGUAUAUUCGACCCGAGCUUAAGAUUUGUACCCAUUAUUCUAUUGUAAUGAGUUAAUUUAUAUAUAUUAUGCCCUUUGUAAUAAUCUUUUACAUACUUCCUUGUGCCCUUUUGAAACGGUCGGUUGUUUUUAUUGACUGUAUUAUAUUAUGUACGCAGUUCAGUUGUGAUAAUUUAAAGGAUAAGUGAUGUAAAAUAUUUUUAUGUAUCACUAUAUGUAUAUUUUUUCUUCUAGAAUAUUAUUUAUCCGCAAUUCAUUUUCAUUGUAAAUAAUACCAAAUCAUUAAAAUAAGUUAUAGGUGAAAAAUUAUAGUCUUAAGAUAUUUAACUGACAAAUUUAAAAUAUUUUUACAUUCUUCCAUAACUUUCCAGUCUUGCCAUCGUAGAAUGCUAUUUUAGAAACUUUUUUUUUUGAAUAAAUAUUGUGUUGUAUUUUUGUAUUUUGUGGUUUUCGAAGCUGCCAGAUUGUUCUAUUUGCUUCUAAUUUUCAUUCCAACAACUGAUUCCUGGCCAACUAGGGAAAUAUACCACAGAACUUAGGACUGAAAAUUUCAUUUAAAUGUAAAAACAAAAGUAAUCACUCGUUUCAUUUUUUCAUAAAAAAGGAAUAUUGACACACAAUUUCAGAGCUGUACUUUUUAUAUUUGUUAACAAGUUAUUGAAGAAACAAUGCACAAAAAUGCAUUUUUUGACUGAAAACAUGAAAACAUUGUGUUUUAGUCAUCUCUAUACACAUUAGGAAAUUAUCAGAUGAAAAGGAGACAUUACCGCUGUCUACGAUAUGUAAACAAAAACCACAAAACGCAAAAUUUUCAAUAGAACCAGUGUUGAAACCUUCCAGCAUCAUGAAAUUUUCUAUUUGUCAGUUACGUAGUUUGAGAGUAAGUGCACGCAUUUUCAGGCCACAUGCAGUAUAUGUAGUUUCUCAGCAGAUGCAGACAAGAAAAUAACUGUUAUAUUUCAAUGUCUUAAUGUCAAAAUCUGGAUGUUCUUGUCUUAUUCUGUGUUUGAGAACACUAAGGUUAACAUUUUGGGCAUAGAGAUAACCAAAUUUUACUUUCAAAGUUACAGUAAAGAGGAAUAGUCGGUGACAUAGUUUUGCUUUAAUACAAUAGAUUUUUAGUUUUAUGUGGUAUAUUUUUUUUUGAAAAUAGUUGUGCAAAAUACUUGUAAGAAAAUUUUAUACAAAGGAAAAAUCUGUAAGUGCUUGGGCGGUAUUGCGACACGUAGUUCCGCCUGUUGAAAAUUCAUACUUAGUCAGAUAUGUUGUGUUCAACUGUUAGUAGUUCAGGACUGGUAAAUUAGGUAAACUUUUUGUGAACACGUGGUACAGAAUUCUUUAUGACGAAAAUCAGGUUCAAAUAUAUGGAUGAUAAUGUUUAAUUGAGUACAGGGUGGUCCAUCUAUGUGUGGACUGAAUAUUACUCAUAAACAAAUACAUUUUGGGAAAAUCGAUGUAUGGCAUGUUAUACAUGACAUUUGAGGGCACAUUUCUAAAAUAUUGGCAAUUAUACAGGGUGUCCCAAUUUUGACAUACAUAUCAAAGUUCAAAAGAAGAAGAUUGACAUAACAUACUAUGGGGUUUUGGUAAUUAGCUACUAAGAUGUAAGGUGUGUUGUCCAGGAAAACGGUCCAGUAAUAUUUGAGGCAUUCUAUUUGAUAAAUCACAAUUUUGAUAUGUUGGUCCAAAUUGGGACACCUUGUAUAAUGGCCAAUAUUUUAGAAAUGUGCUCUCAAAUGUCAUGUAUAACAUCGCAUAAAUAGAUUUUUUCCAAAAUGUAUUUGUUUAUGGCUAAUAUUCCGACCACACAUGGACCCUAUAUAUUUUAAGCCGCGUACAGACCGAAAAUCCAACGCCAAGCAAACGAAUGCAAGCACAUGUGACGUUAUUGGAAUGCGCUCGCGCUCGAUAAAUUUAGUUUCGAGUUGGUCCGCGUCGAGUUAAAUUUGGUGAUAAUGUCGAGCGAUGAGGACGAUUAUGUAAUAUCCAAGAAAAAUAAGAAACGGCCUAGGCGUUGGUGAGUAACAACACCAUUUAAAAAUAGGACCUAUUGUCUUCUUUGACAAUUCAAAAUGCUUAUUCAUCAGUCCACUCCAUAUUUUUCAAACAGCAAUCCCAGAAGCGCAACAAAUCCUGUCCAGACUAAAUCAAACCUCCCUUUGAUGUCCCGAUCAAGGAGCGAACGCAAUCGAACGCCAACGCCGACGUUGGAAACUGUUGGCUUAUUCUAAAUUCUAACGCAAACCAAAGCACAUGCAAUGUUUGUCUGCAUUCGAUGAGAAGAGACUCGUCGUUCGACAUUAGCACCGAACCUAACCCAAUACCUUCCAACAACAAACGCCAAUGUCACAUGGAUUUUCGGUCUGUACGCGGCUUAACCACAUGUGCCUUGGCGUGCGUACCAAUUGAAGCAACAAAAAAACCUUAAGCUGCAAAAAGGUGUAGAAUCAAUUUCGCACAAGUGGUACAGCAGAGCAUAAGAAGUGCUGAGCAGCGAAAAAACCUGGAGCAGCAAAAAAGGUGUGAAAUCAUCUUCAGAUAAGUGGUACAGUAGAGAAAAAAAAACUGCUGACUGUCGACCAACUGAAUCGUGGCGAUGACUGUAGCAUUCACGUGAAACAACGAAAGCGAGUAUUUUGAUGGUCAGGACACGCGCUGUUGCUUUACUUGCUCUUAUCUAUAUUGGAUUUCACACCUUUUUGCGGCUCCGGGUUUUUUCGCUGUUUUUGUUACCAUUAGAUCUGUAUAACAGAUAUUAAUAGCUCAUAAAUGAGAUGAGAGUUUUUGCCAAUUUACAUGAAUAAAGAAUAAGAUAUGAGGUUGAAAGGUUACACGAAGGAAACGUUAUCUUUCGAGAGCCGGAUUUUUGAAAAUAAUAUUGAUGACAAGUCACUGCAAAAUAUCAACUAAAUUUUAUCUACUUACCAAGAUCUUGGCGCUGGGUUUACUUGGAAUAUC
Molecule: messenger RNA, 13079 nt
Organism: Acanthoscelides obtectus
Lineage: Eukaryota; Metazoa; Arthropoda; Insecta; Coleoptera; Chrysomelidae
Source: the annotation of a GenBank genome assembly